CGCUGGUUAGCCGGCCUGUAGGGCUAAAGUGAUUUUAGUAGAAUCUCUACGGUUGAACAAAAUUUAGCGCCAAUGUAUUGAAUAAAGUUGCGUUUUUCGCGUAUACUUUGCAUUGUUAUUAUUUGAUUGUAUCGGAUGUACCCCACAAAUUAGUGAUAUCGUUGUGGGAAUAAUUUUAAUAUGCUUUUUUUUUGUUUUCUGCCUCGAUCAAGUUUAGACAAUAACGAUAAUGAAAAUCUUAGUUUCACCGUAUUUAGUUUUGUUCUCUGUGCUGUUGUCGGCAACAUAUGCCAUCAAAUGUUAUCGCUGCAAUAGCCUUGACGAUUCCGCCUGCUUUCAUUUUAAUUCCGAGUCCAACCGAAACCAGAACGAUUCAGUGAAACCGAAUUCCCAGUUGGAAACGUUUCUGCAGGAGUGUGGCCGAGAUGACAAGGGAAGGGAACCUUUCUGUCGAAAAAUUUCGAUUACUAUUCUGAACAAUAAACACCAGCGGGUGAUUCGGGAAUGCGGGUAUGAAAGAUCAAAGAACAACUGCUAUAAGGCUGACAACGAGGAUCACCUGGAAACGGUUUGCCAGUGCUGGACGGAUGAAUGCAACAGAGCUAUCGGAUUGGAGUACAAACUGACUGCUUUUAUAGCCAUCAUUAUUUCAUUCAAAAUAUUAUCAAAGGCUAAUUUAAUAAAAAUGUUGUAAAUGAUUAGAAUAAUUGAAUGAUAAUGUUAACAUUGUAGAUUGCAAAAAAAAACUUUAACUUUAACAUUCACGCUAACCUAAAAAAAUGAACAGGUGAGCAAAAUACAUCUAGAAUUAUUAAAUACACAUUGGAAACAAAGAAGCUGUACUUGAUGAUUGAAAAGAGUGUCAGUUAGUCAUGUAGCGUUUACACUAUUGCUGGUUGCCAGCAUGCUGGUGCCAGUGUACUGCCCUCUUAGGAAAAAAAACGUUCAACGGUGGUCCUUCGUUGGUCUAAUACGUUGGA
Molecule: messenger RNA, 980 nt
Organism: Malaya genurostris
Lineage: Eukaryota; Metazoa; Arthropoda; Insecta; Diptera; Culicidae
Exons: 3
Coding region: 230-694 (154 amino acids)
Biological process (GO): regulation of synaptic transmission, cholinergic; positive regulation of voltage-gated potassium channel activity; sleep
Source: RefSeq, a predicted model, not a curated record